Molecule: messenger RNA, 1128 nt
Organism: Anisakis simplex (herring worm)
Lineage: Eukaryota; Metazoa; Nematoda; Chromadorea; Rhabditida; Anisakidae
Source: the annotation of a GenBank genome assembly
UUCGUCAUGACGGCACGUCCGUUGGUUACCAUCUAUAAUGAAAAAGGUGAGACAACCGAGUCACAAGUGAAACUACCAGGCGUAUUCAGGGCCCCAAUCCGCCCUGACAUUGUUAAUUUCAUACACGAUCAAAUUCGCAAAAACAAACGACAACCGUAUGCCGUUUCAACUGAGGCCGGCCACCAAACAUCGGCUGAAUCAUGGGGAACGGGUCGUGCAGUUGCUCGAAUCCCACGUGUUCGCGGUGGUGGUACGCAUCGUUCUGGCCAGGGUGCAUUCGGAAAUAUGUGUCGUGGAGGUCGUAUGUUCGCACCAACCAAGGUUUAUCGUCGUUGGCAUCGCCGUGUUAAUGUUGCACAAAAGCGUUAUGCAAUAGUGUCUGCGUUAGCGGCAUCUGGAGUGCCAGGUUUAGUGCAAGCACGAGGACAUAUCAUCGAUGAGAUCCCUGAAGUACCAUUCGUUGUCAAUGAUAAGAUUGAGGCAUUCAAAAAGACUAAGGAAGCUUUUAUUUUUUUGCGUCGAUCACAUGUGUGGGCCGAUAUUGAAAAGGUUUAUAAUUCGAAACGUUAUCGUGCCGGUAAAGGAAAAGGGCGUAAUCGUCGUUACAAGUCGAAGCUCGGUCCAUUGGUGAUCUACAAUCAAGAUAAUGGUGUCGUGAAAGCUUUCAGAAAUAUCCCAGGGGUUGAUUUGCUGUGUGUAGAUCGUUUGAAUCUGCUGAAGGUUGCGCCUGGUGGUCAUGUUGGUCGUUUGAUCAUUUGGACCGAGUCAGCGUUUCGUAAGCUUGACCUAAUCUAUGGUACUGAGGUCAGAAAAUCAGUGGCUAAGGCAAACUUCACGAUGCCCAGAGCGAAGAUGUGCAACGCUGACUUCUCAAGAAUUAUUCGUUCGGAAGAGAUUGUGAAGGCAGUACGACCACCAAAGAAGACAAUGAAAACAGUACGUGUACACAGAAAUCCACUGAAACGAUCUGCGGUCUUGGUGAAACUGAAUCCGUAUGCUGCUGUCAUAAAACGAGCUGCGAUACUGGCACAACGCAAGCAUCAGAAUUUGAAUAAUCCAUUGGAGGAAAAGAUUCAGGUGAUUUUAUGAGAACGCAAAGAAGGCACUGGCAGUGCGGAAGACGGUUAA